Molecule: messenger RNA, 853 nt
Organism: Patiria miniata (bat star)
Lineage: Eukaryota; Metazoa; Echinodermata; Asteroidea; Valvatida; Asterinidae
Product: CUB and sushi domain-containing protein 1-like
Exons: 6
Coding region: 42-668 (208 amino acids)
Source: RefSeq, a predicted model, not a curated record
CGACGUGGGGUGGUGAAGUGACCAUUCCAUCGGGGGGCACCAUGUCUCUCAAGUCCCCCUACCACCCCUCCAACUACCCAGACAACCUCAUCACAACAUGGUCCAUCACCUCAGCCCCAAACACAACCAUCCGAGCCCACUUCUUGACCUUUUCCACCGAAGCCCCCAACGAUGUCUUGAGCAUCUUCGAGGGACACACCACGACCGCCGAUGCGAGGGUGUUGGCCCACUCUGGGGGCGUGGUCCCAGAGGACGUGGAGGCGGAUGGCAACGGAAUGACGAUGCAGUUUGUGACUAAUGAGAAAGUGACGCUGGGAGGUUUUGAUGUUUUGCUGAUGGAGAUUGGUGGCGGAGAAGAUCCGUGUUCUCCCAACCCAUGCUACAAUGAUGGAGCAUGUUCAGUAGCAGGCAGUGGUUAUUCCUGUAUGUGUGUUGUAGGAUACUACGGACCUCGCUGUAAAACAGGGUCUGGCUACACGUGUGUUUGCGCUAAUGGUUACUGGAGGGCGUUAAUAGUUGAUCAUGCCACACAAACUGACAAGAUGAGAAACUCAAACUCCGCAUCGGUAUUCACUCAGGGCAAAGGUGAAAGCCUGACGUACUGGCUCGAGGGACAUGAUCCAAGCUACAAGAUCGACCAAAUCAAGCCACCCAAACAAAACUUGUAAACAACCAGAAUAUUAUCCCAACAUUAUCUGCAACGCAUUUGGAUCAGCAAUUUUUUGUAAAGAGACUGAAGUAUUUUGUAGUCGCCUUUUAAUCUACUACCAUGUGGAAGUUGUAACAAAAAUUCCGUCAUCAAACAAACAGACUGUGAUGGCAGAUCUACCAGCUCACUUCACAUCAGAGAGCU